AUGUCAUAUAUUCAGAAACAAACAUUAUUAAGAAAAAGAAGACUAGCUGAACUGCAAGAGAGGAUACGAAAUGCAGGGGACCACUCUUCAUUAUCAGAGUCUAAAAGGCCGGAGAAGCUGAGAAAUAAUGACCAACAACUAUCCAAUAACAAGAUAUAUAAUAGUUUCGGUGAAGACGAAGGGACUACCGUUGAGAUCCUAGCUAGGAACAUCGAAAAAGAAAGUUUAAGCGUGUCUGGACAAAUAGCUGAUGCGAUGGGAAUGGAACUCCGAAGUGGAGAAGAAAAGGAAGGAGAAAAUGUAAACCAAAAAGCCAGUGUAACUAAGGAUCUAAAACUCAGGAUGAGAAGCAGUCUAGAGCAAUUAGAUAAACAAACUGAAAAGGCAUUAAAAAGAAUUUUACGAGAAAGGCUGAUAAAAGAAUCUGCAAAUGAAACAUAA
Messenger RNA from Naumovozyma castellii, 441 nucleotides. It is a transcript of the gene NTC20, whose product is annotated as Ntc20p. The transcript has a single exon. The record is from RefSeq and is a predicted model, not a curated record. NCBI's taxonomy places the organism in Eukaryota, Fungi, Ascomycota, Saccharomycetes, Saccharomycetales, Saccharomycetaceae. Bases 1 to 441 code for a protein of 146 amino acids.